GUUGGAAUAAUAAUGAGUUCUCACAACAAUUUGUAAUUUAUGGUAUUUUAACUGUCUUGUGAUAACUUUUGAUAAUAUUUUGUGAUAAUUUAGACGUUUCCCACAAAAGUUAUGGCAGUUCUAUCCAUUUUUAAUUUUUUAUUGUAAUUCUUUUUGAAGUAUUUUUAAUCUUGAAUUGUAAUUAUGAAUCCGGAACCACAUCAUGGACAGAAAAGAGAAGAUAAUUCCAUGCAGUUCUCAAAUUACUGUCUUCGAUCAUAAAACCAAGACAAACAGAAACAUGACAGUUUAUGAAGGUGUGAGAAAGCUGCUCGCUAAUGACCAGAAAGCUCUGGAGCUGUUCACGUCUAACAAAGUAGAUGUAGCGGUGAAGUUAAACCCCAAUGGCACUGUUUUAGCGGUCUCUCUGACUCACAAAAAUGCAGUUUCCUCAUCUGAUAACUCCUUAACUGACAUGGAAACAGUCCCAAAUAUAGGCGAUGAUGAGAAAAUGGACAUUAACAGUGCUGAUGAAUUGGAAGAUUUAGGUACCUGGUGGAAAGAUAACUCCAGUAGUGAAGAAGAAGAAGACUUAAAUUUCACGCUAGUAUUGGAAGCAGAUAAUGAAAUUGAAUGUCUGGAGAAAACAGAGUUACCUGAUGUGAUCGAAGCCACACAGCUUCCACCCGGAAGGAUGACUGGAGCCCUUAAAAAUGAAGAGCCCAAGCACCCUUUGAUCGGUGAAGCUGUUGAACCAGAUUCAGCAGUGUUUGUGGCAGUUGAAAAAGGCAGUAAGGAUUCUGAUGAUGAGGAGGAACCUUGGAUGAAAUGCUGGAAUUGCAGGGCUCCUAAACCAAUUCCUGGCAUUUAUCGCGAAGAUGGUGACAACAUGCGGAUGAUAUUUUGUUGUGAUAAGCCUACCCGAAUUAAACCUACAAACACUGUCAUUGAAUGUAAUGCUAAGAGUUAUCCAUACGAUUCAUGGGUUCAUCAUAGUUUCUCAUGAAACAAUCCUUUUUUUUUCAUGUUUAUGUACAAAGUUUACCGAAUAUUGAACUCGCUAAAUAACUCCUUUACCAUUUGUUCAAUGACAUUACAGCUUUGCUCAGUUUCCAGUCCUCUCAGGGAAUUCAAGAAAUUCUAUAUUUUUUUAAUAAUUUGAGCUUGUUUUAAUAUAUAUCAUAUACAUAUGUAUAUAACUGUAAAAGAAUACUUAGUUGUUAUAUUAAUAAAUAAUGAAUUAUAAUUGU
Molecule: messenger RNA, 1229 nt
Organism: Nezara viridula (southern green stink bug)
Lineage: Eukaryota; Metazoa; Arthropoda; Insecta; Hemiptera; Pentatomidae
Source: the annotation of a GenBank genome assembly